Molecule: messenger RNA, 2573 nt
Organism: Brassica napus (rape)
Lineage: Eukaryota; Viridiplantae; Streptophyta; Magnoliopsida; Brassicales; Brassicaceae
Product: ras-related protein RABA1e-like
Exons: 2
Coding region: 1085-1738 (217 amino acids)
Cellular component (GO): endosome
Molecular function (GO): GTP binding; GTPase activity
Source: RefSeq, a predicted model, not a curated record
AAUUACAUAUAAUUAACAAUAUAUAUAUAUAAUUUAUUUUAUUGAUAUGUAAGAUGUUGAUUUUAGUAAUUUGUUUUAAGUUAAAAGUUAUUUUGUUGUUCUUAUUUUCAUCAAAUGAAAUCAAAUAUAACUUUUGUUGAUAGUGUUAAAAUUAGUUUUUAAUAAUAUUAUGAUAUUACUAACUUUGUUAUUUUAUUUUAUAAAAAUUAUCAUAAUUAUUAAAUUUUUACUUUUACUAAUUAUUUUUAACGUAGAAAGCCUUCUAAAUCAUAUAUACAAAAAUUCACAAAAUAUUAUAAAAGAUAAACAUAGUGCUGUGGUAUAAAAUAGAACUAUCCGAAAACGAUAGUAUAUAAGCUGAACCACACCAAAAUAUAUAUGUGAUAUUAAUUUGAUAGCUAAUUUUUAUAAGUUGAAAUACCAAAAAGUAAAAAACGAACCAAAAAAACGAACUAAAAUUCCAAUUAAACACCUCCGCAGGUCAUAAAAAGAAAAUUUGUUACAUUAGAGUCAAAUGAUGUAGAGUUUACAAGUUGAACAUUUUCUUUUAAUUUGAGGGGUUUGUAUUUUUUAAAGUCAAGUGUUUAUGGUACAAAAUCUAGGCAAAUGUGAAUGCAAAGAGUAAGGAAACAAAAUUGCUAAAUAAUGUUAAGAAAUUUUUUGUCAUAUUCACAGCUUUGAUAUGUAAUAUUUUUUUCAUUGUUACCAUUUACAUGGACACAUGUUAUCUUAAUAUCUACUUCAUAUUUUAAUUGUCUUUUACAAUAAUAUCUUAAAACAUUAAUUGAAAAUGUCAUAAAAUCAAAACAACAAUUUAUCACAUACCAUACAUAACCUCUUCUCUAAUAUCUUCCUACAUAUUGAUAUCCUUUAAUUUAUGGAAAAGUUUCCGAGUGAUUUAAAUUGAUCAAAACUAUUUAUAUUGAAGAAAUAUUCCUUGGCAGAGUACAGAGCCGAUUUUGGUUCAACCAAAGAUUAAAACUAUUAGUUCUUGUUAUAUUUUCAUAUCAAAACUAUUUACAUCAACCAAAGAUUUUAGUUCUUGUUCUAUAUUUUCAUUUUUUGGGUUUCUGAAAAGUCAAUAAUGGGAGAGUACAUAGCCGAUGAAGAUUACGACUAUCUCUUCAAACUAGUUUUGAUCGGAGACUCCAGCGUCGGAAAAACAAACCUUUUGUCUCGAUUCACCAAAAAUGAAUUUAGUAUCGAGUCAAAGGCUACCAUUGGUGUCGAGUUCGCCACGAAAAGUGUUCAUGUCGACGAGAAAAUCAUCAAAGCUCAGCUUUGGGACACCGCCGGUCAAGAAAGGUACAGAGCAAUCACGUGUGCAUACUACAGAGGAGCAGUGGGGGCUCUUCUAGUAUACGACAUAACUCAACAUGUAACGUUCGAGAACGUUGAACAAUGGCUCAAAGAGCUUCGUGACCAUACCGAUGCCAACAUCGUGAUCAUGCUUGUUGGAAACAAAGCUGAUCUUCAUCACCUUCGUGCAGUUCAAGAGGACGAAGCUAAAUCUUUCUCUGAAAGAGAGAACAUGUUCUUUAUGGAAACAUCUGCUCUUGAUGCUACAAAUGUUGAGCAAGCUUUCACUCAUGUCUUGACUAAGAUCUGUCGUGUUAUGAGCCGUAAAGCUUUUGAGGGCACUGGAGAUCCGACGUCUUUGUCUAAAGGACAGACCAUUGAUUUAGGUAGCAAAGAUGAUAUUUCUGUUGUUAAAUCAUCUGGUUGUUGCUCAGGCUGAGAUUAUCUGAAUUAGUAAUUUUGGGAGGGGGAAUGGUUUAAAGUUGGUUUUACAACACAAACCGACCACAAGAAAAUGAAUUGGAUAAGACUAUUCUAGUCGUGAAACUAAAAUGAAUGUUAGACUUCUGUUAUAGCUUUUCAAGAACCGAAGUAAAACCACAAGAAAAUAAACAUGUUGCUUUUGAAUUCGUAUCUAUAAUAUUUAUUUUAUACUUUGUUAAGCAGUUGAAUCUUGCUUAGUUUUGUAUUUAUUAUUAUGGAUUUUGUUGCGAACAAACAUAUUACUGACCUCUCAAUCCUAAUUAUUAGUUUAACGAACCACAUUUAUUCAUUUGAUUUCUGUUAAACUUCGAUCCUAGAUUUCUCUCAAACUCUCUCUCUCUAAUCAAUCUCUCAUGUGUCAAGAAAGUAAAGACUAUAGAAAGACAAAACACUGUUUAUCCGGUGUUCACCACACUCUUCCAAGAUGGAGAAGCUGCUAUAUACUCACCGGCCGACUCUCUUACGGCAAUCCAUCCACUGAACCCCGGUGACCCUGAAACUUGAGCCACCGUACGGAUACAAAGUGUUUCUUCUUCUCUCUUUACAACUCUAUCUCAGCUCAUCUCAUUAUCACCAAGAGACUGAGACUUAUAAACACGCAAAAGAUAGAACACAUGUCUUCAUCCAGAGCUACUCCAAUUGAACCGGAAAUAACCAGAGCAGUCAGCUAAACCAACUGAUAACCCGAAACCUCUGAAUUCUCUAGAGUAUUUGUAUCCUCAAGUAUUUUUUUUUUUUUUUUUUUUUUUUUAUCCUCAAGUAUUAGUGUUUACAUCUUGUCUAUAUUCUUC